AUGGUAUAUUCAUCGAAUUGGCAAAAGCUUCAAAAAACUUUACCCCACAAGAAACAGAAUCGUAAAGUUCCGAAGCAGAAUGGGAAAAAAAUUGCACCAAGAAAUAAGCAUCAAUUUCGUGAAAAAAAAGGAACAACUGAUACACCGAUAAUGCAAAUGGUUAACCAAAUGACUAAAAUUAUAGAAACCAGAAAAACUUUAAGGAAUUUACCUAGUGAGAAAAGUCUAAAUGUUGAUUUAGAAAAAGCUAUUCAGAAAGAUGUUUCAAAUACAACCACGGUUGAUAAUCACUCUAAUCGUUCCGUCAAAAGUAUUACCGACGUUGGUAAAUAUAUAUCUAUGGAUUGCGAAUUUGUAGGUGUAGGUGUUGAUGGUUCCGAAUCUGUAUUGGCUAGAAUAUCAAUUGUUAAUUUUUAUGGACAGGUUGUAAUGGACGAAUUUGUUAAACCAAAGGAAAAAGUUACUGACUUUAGAACAUGGGUGAGUGGGAUCAGACCAAGCGACUUACAAAAUGCCAUUUCAUUUGAAGAGGCACAGGCGAAAGCCGCUGCCAUUUUGGAUGGCAGAAUACUGAUUGGUCACUCGAUUCAGCACGAUUUAGAUGUGCUACUAUUGUCACAUCCAAGCUCAAUGAUUAGGGACACUUCAAGGCAUUUACCGUUUAGAGAAAAGUAUUCAAAGGGUAAAACUCCAAGUUUGAAAAAACUGGCAAAAGAAGUUUUAAAUAUAGACAUCCAAGGAUCCGAGCACUCAUCUGUUGAAGAUGCAAAGGUGACUAUGCUUUUAUAUAAAUCCGAUAGAAAAGAAUUUGAAAAAUUGCAAAGAACUAAACCACGCAAAUAA
This is a messenger RNA of Saccharomycodes ludwigii, 843 nucleotides long. It is a transcript of the gene REX4, whose product is annotated as putative 3'-5' exonuclease. Gene Ontology annotation, biological process: rRNA processing; ribosomal large subunit assembly. Gene Ontology annotation, molecular function: 3'-5' exonuclease activity; nucleic acid binding. Gene Ontology annotation, cellular component: nucleus. The record is from RefSeq and is a predicted model, not a curated record. Lineage: Eukaryota; Fungi; Ascomycota; Saccharomycetes; Saccharomycodales; Saccharomycodaceae. The coding region runs from base 1 to 843 and encodes 280 amino acids. The transcript has a single exon.